AUGUUUCAAGAGUUAAUUUGGCGAGGAAGUCCUAAUGGACCAGAGGACCACUUCAAGGAUUGCAAGUUGGGCGCGCCGAACUUUGAUGCGUGCAUCCGCGAGGCGCUCAACUCCAUCCGGCCGUACUUCAAAACUGGCCUUCAAAAGUACAACGUCGAACCCUUUGAUCCCUUUUUCGCGAAGGAGGUGACUGUGAAACGCGGACUGCCCAACCUCGGCUUCACCAUCUGCUUGAGAAACGUCACGGAGAGCGGCUGGACCGCCAGUAAAGUCACCAAAUUCGUCAGCGACCUGAAAAAUUACAAGGUGGUGUACACGCAGAGUUUUCCAGACAAAUUUUUGUCCGGCGAUUACGAAGUGACUGGUGCCGUUUUGGGUUCGAAGAUGAAAAACAAGGGAAAGUUCACGUUAGCUCUUUACGAUCUCGUGCAGACGACGACAAUCACCAAGGAGCCGGGCGCUAAAGUCAAAGUACGGGUGGAAGUGGAGACCAUCCGCGAUCUCAAGCUCCACAUAUCGAAUCUGCUGGCCGGUCGUGAAUUCCUGGAAAGGAUACUCGAUCGGAUCAUCAAUGGGGCUUGGCAGCCCGGUUUCACCGUCACGAGGCCCAUCAUCAACGACCUCGUCUCGGUCGCCUUCACCGACAUUUUUGGCAGAGCCUUCCAAAACUUCCCCUUCGAAAGGGUCAUCGGAAAAUCAAACAAUUUGCUGUAAAAUCUGCCGUAUGCGGUACGCUUCGUGCCA
Molecule: messenger RNA, 744 nt
Organism: Copidosoma floridanum
Lineage: Eukaryota; Metazoa; Arthropoda; Insecta; Hymenoptera; Encyrtidae
Gene: Jhbp16
Product: Juvenile hormone binding protein 16
Biological process (GO): multicellular organismal reproductive process
Source: RefSeq, a predicted model, not a curated record